This is a messenger RNA of Scleropages formosus (Asian bonytongue), 3423 nucleotides long. It is a transcript of the gene nt5c1aa, whose product is annotated as 5'-nucleotidase, cytosolic IAa. Lineage: Eukaryota; Metazoa; Chordata; Actinopteri; Osteoglossiformes; Osteoglossidae. The record is from RefSeq and is a predicted model, not a curated record. Gene Ontology annotation, molecular function: nucleotide binding; 5'-nucleotidase activity; magnesium ion binding. The transcript has 7 exons. Gene Ontology annotation, biological process: adenosine metabolic process; nucleotide metabolic process. Gene Ontology annotation, cellular component: cytoplasm; cytosol. Bases 1005 to 2114 code for a protein of 369 amino acids.
CAACGGGGACAGCAAAGGCUCCUGGGGAGACACCGAGGACUCGUAUGGCCACAGCGGCCCUGUCAACAAACCCAAAUCGGUGAGUUCGCCUUCUGUGCCUCUCGACUGCUAAACUACUCUUCAGAAGCAGACGACUGGCACCAGCUGCAUGUGGAGAGGAGGGCGAGAUGUUGGAGCCAUUUCUAUCGGAAUGACGUUUACACUGAGCACCUGCAUGCAGAUGGACUGACCUCUUGUCACCACACACCUCUAACUGAGUUCCCUGUACCUUUUCCCACCUUGCACAUCAGUAACUGGGACAACGAUGAGUUCUGUGUGCACUAGCGCUUAUUCCAUUUCUGCUUCUGUUUACAGCUUGUCAUAAAUUGUCCUGAGGGGACAAUGACAGGGAUUUGUGAUGAUUAAAAUAAGGAUUCCAUGAUCCGUGCCUUUGCCGAAAAGCGAUUGGCUGUCGGAUGUCCUUGCUGCUGUGUAUGCCAGUUUCUGACUGGAGGUCUGGUGAUGUUUUCUUGGAAUCGAUGCUGACAGGCGGCUCCGAGGACAGGGCAGCAGUGCCUGUUAAACAAGGUCUAUAAGUGGCGGGGGAUAAUUCUACUUGAGCCGCAUCAGGUGCAGCUUUAUUUCAGCUGCUGUUAGCUUAGCCAGAGUGCAUACAGCGUACCGAAUGGGACUACAUUCGAUUGAAACAGACCGUGGCAAGCAAUGGAAAAUAAAACCCAUAAUUUUCAAUUUUUUUGACACGUUCAUGAACAUUUUCAUUUUUAUUUCAUCCCACUGAAGAUUUUUGUCUAUGAGUGUGCCCGAGUGAGAUGGACAAGUAGAGUUUGUGUGAAAGCACACAGAAGAGAUAUAACAUUCGCCUGUAAUGACAGAGAACUGUUUAUGGAUUUCUUUGGAAAGAACCGCUGCGAUAUUUUCAGUUACGCCAUGAGACAUACCUGUCGUGCUCUCGGAGUUAAGUGCAUGCCAAGGGGUUGCUCUUCCAUUUCAGAUGAAGCCAGCAAAUGACACGAGUAAAUAACUUGCUCUACGGACAGCUCUUUUUAAAAGUCACACUCAGUCAGCUUCGAUCUCUCCUUCUGCACGCAAGACUUAAAAUGCAAGAUGGGGCAGUACGGCGAGCCCGGAAGGUGGAGGGCGGCAUCUUUUUUCCGAAGCCGGAGAAUGCCGUGACCAUCGCUGUGUCAUCGCGGGUGCUCUUCCGGACAGAGACAGAACAGAAGGUGUUUGAGGAAAGGGGGGUUGAGGAAUACCUCAAAUACCAAGUGGAGCACGAGAAUGAGCCCUUUGCCCCUGGACCUGCCUUCCCUUUCGUCAAGGCCUUGGAGACUGUGAACUCGCAACUUCGGGAGCUUUACCCGGACAGCGAAGAGCUCUUCGACAUUGUGCUUGUGACCUACAAUCAUGCUCAUGUGGGAGUGAGGCUAAUCAACACCAUCAAUUACCACAACUUGUUCAUUGAGCGCUUCUGCAUGACCGGCGGCAGCAGUCCCAUUGGCUACUUGAAGGCCUACCACACCAACCUGUACUUGUCUGCAGAUGCGGAGAAGGUUCGGGAGGCGCUGGCUGAAGGCAUCGCAGCGGCCACCAUGUUCACUCCGGAGAAACUGAUCGAAGUGUCGGACACGCAGCUGCGCGUGGCCUUCGACGGGGACGCCGUGCUCUUCUCCGACGAGUCGGAGCGCAUUUUCAAGACGCACGGCCUGGACAAGUUCUUUGAGCACGAGAAGGAACACGAGAACAAACUUCUGGACCACGGGCCACUCAAGGGCUUCCUGGAGGCCCUGGGAAAGCUCCAGAAGAAGUUCUAUGAAAAGGGCCAUCGCCUGGACUGCCCCAUCCGCACCUACCUGGUGACGGCCCGCAGCGCUGCCAGCUCGGGCAUCCGCGCCCUCAAGACGCUGCGAGCUUGGGGUCUGGAGACGGACGAGGCGCUCUUCUUAGCCGGGGCCCCCAAGGGCCCCAUGCUGGAGAAGAUCCGGCCCCAUAUCUACUUCGAUGACCAGAUGUUCCAUGUGGAGGGGGCUGCCGAGAUGGGCACCAUCGCUGCCCACGUGCCCUACGGAAUAGCCCAGAAACACCCCCAUAAGAAGGACUCCAGCAAGAGCAAGUAGCCUGGGGAAAGGCCCCGGGCGAGAACCCACAACCCCCCGGUCCCCAGGUUGGGAGACUCAGGACGACACUUCCGGUCACAUCUUUGGUCACCGCUAUUUUAUUAUUUCCCUAAACGGCACCUUGUUCGAGGAGGAUCACGAGAAGGACCCCAGGAGGAACUUUGAUGUGUGUAUCUUCAAGGGAUCGGGAACACACAGCGACUCUCUGUGCCUCCCUUUGUCACGGAAACACACACACGCAAGGGUGCAGUAUGGAUUCGUUACCCCUGGACACACGUGUGGUCGCUCCCCCGUGUGCUCGUCUCCUCCUCAAUACCUCCUCUGCACCUCCAGGAAUUCAGGAAUGAAGGGAAGGUUCACGCACCGUGCAAUAGAUUUCUGCAUAAAAAAUGUCUGAUUUACAGCAUCUUCUUUUGUACAUUAUACUGUGUCUGUAAUAUUUUUAACGGAUGAAGAUGGAGCGGCUGACAAAGUAUCGCAGACACGUCGCCAUCCAGGAACGAUCCAUAAUGCUCAAUCACACAGCGUCCUCACGAGGCAUUGAGGGCGCAACUAAUGAAACUACUAAAUGCUAAUUCACGAGCCCCCCCAGUUCAUCGGGUGCCUUACUGGUUCACACCAACAGUCGUGAUUUGUGCACGGCCACCGUCAUCGUGUCGAAUUCAUAAAACACAGCACUGUUGCAAUAAACCCAGGACUUCAGUGGAUAUUAUGUACAAAAGUAAAUAUGAAUGCAAUAAGAUAUAAUAUAAAUAUUCAAAGUAUAAUAUUUUGUGAAUUGACAUUAGGGUAAAGAGGGCGAAAGGGGUGAAACGAGUCGAGUUGAGUGGUCUUCUCAGUGUGUUCGGACCGCUGCUGCUGCGGUCGUCCUGGAGACGGGCUGUCAUCGCACCGAGGGUGUGAACAACAUCCUCUGUCUGUGACCGUGGGUGGGGAUGGGGGUGGGGGCGGGGGCUCGGAUUCUCGCACGACAGCAGUUUUACAGGCGUCCCCCGCUUCUCGUCCGGCCGAGGCUCCGGCUCACAGGACUGCCGCACACAAAUGUACCAUUGCUCUUAUUGUAAUAAAUAUAUAAUAAUUUAAGAAUAAUUAUUUGUCCACACGAUCGUUUUUUUGUAGUCGGUUUUACGAAGUGCCUCGGACGUGUUAUUUUAAGGCCGUGCCCUGCGCGUGGCGGCAGAGACACGGUGUCCCGAUUAUUUCGGGAGGUGCGAAACCGUCAGUUCCUGUGUUACGCAACGCAACGCAGGCCAUCGAUCGCCCCCCUUGGACCCUGACGUCUGCACCGGAACGUGGGCCGCAACCUACU